CAGGGAAAUAUGCAGUUCCAAAAUAUAUUUAAAUCACUAGCGCUUUCUGGAUUUUAACAUCCAUCCUCAGGUGAAUACAAAUAUUGAAUACAAAGUUGUUUAUCUUAGAGACGUCUAUUGUGACGUGAUGACGUCACGAUAGUCACACCCGUUUCGAGCCCUAUUUCUUGAUCAGGUAAACGAAGUAAUCCAUAGUCAAAAUCAGUGUGCCAAGAACGGCCUAGUAAUCGGUUUGAAACACGCCAGACAGCAUUUGAUCCAAUGAUAGCUUAUAUGGGUAAUCAAUAUCAUUAUAAGGACCAUAGAAUUUAUGAAAUGCUGACUUUAAACGAGGUUGUACAAACCCCUGUAACAAUGUUGUUUUCAUGGUUUGAUUAAUUCAUUUAUUUAUUUUAUAUCUGGAAGCCCAGAAUGAGUUGCUUCUAUAUUUUACACUCUGUCAUUCCGGGAAGUCCUUAUAAAUCAUCGCAUAAAAUCGUAAAUUCAUAUUACAUAUGCAAUAAAGAAUAAAAAUGAAACGUAUUGAUUACAGUAAUCAAUACUGAUAUUCAUAUAUCUUUUUUAAAAUCUUUUAAUCAGAACAUAUAUGCACAUUAUUGAUAAAGAUUUAUUGUACUGAAGCUAUAAAACAUGAUCAAAACUUUUCUUUAUAAACUAUUCUAUAAUUAAUAUACUCUGAGCAUAGAGAGUAAAGGGGACCCUCUCCCCUUCAAUCUCUGCUCGGGGUAUAAUGACACAAGUACACUUAUUCACUUUAUCAUCAAAUGGAAAUAGACAAGUUUUCAGUUAUAUGCAUGCAUACAUGUUUCAAAAGGAAAACAAAAUCACAUGAUGUAGAAAAUUAUUACUUGUGUGGACAGACUGCAUGGACUCCAUGUAUUACAAGCUAAUCAAGAGUAACAAACAAAACUAUCGGUUCCUGUGAGAUGUCAACCACAGGGGCUUGUCUUCCUGAUUGUGGAAAAUUAAAAAAGAAAAGAAUCCUCAUUAAAAUCACCUAUGAAGUCGUUCUGAUAAAGGUAGCAGGGGACAGUUUCGCACAAUAUAGGCCCGGUCAACUUUCUUUAAAAAAAGGGAAUACCCCAUAUUUGAUGUGUGAAAAUGUAUGGAAUAAUUUUAGGAUACAUGCCAAAUGUAGCUAAGAACUUAAUAAAAAUGUUAAUAUACAACAUGUAGGUGUCACCAUGAUUCCUACCAUAUAGAUGGAUGCAAAUACGAAACUAAGACACAUGGUCAGUUGCUGAGGAAAUUCCGAUGAAAACAUGCAUGGUCCAGCAAAAGGUGUGUAGCUGAGAGGGAAGGUGGAUGGUCCCACAUAAAAGCUAGAUUUUUAAGAAGGGAAGAUUUCUACAGUGGCUAAGGUGUGGAUUAGCCCAAAUGAGAGAACAUCAAACCAAAAAUGGGCACCUGCUCAGAACAUGUUUUGUGCACCAGCACCAGUAUUUAUAGAUUACAUGUAAUUUAGAGUCAUAAUUUAUAACAUGUAACUACACCAAUAUGAAAUACAGUAUUGACAUAAAACGGAAAUAUUUUUCAUUAGUCUGUCAUAGUAUGACUUUGAUGUAUACCCCCUAUACACAUAUUUCAGAACCAAAACACUGUCCCCUGCCACCUAAAGAUGCGGACACGUUUAGGUAAUUCAUACAUCGCUUAAUUCCGGAAGACAAGCCCCUGUGAUGUCAACAGAUUAAUAGUAGUAUUAAAAAUAUCAACACAAUUACAACAUUGCAAACAUGGGACAGUUUUCAAAGUUAUUUCACACGAUCCUCCAAUUCUUCUUCGUCUAUCCUCGCCACAAUAAACCGAGACACGGCCUUGUCACACACCGGACAGCGCAUCAUGGCGGGAGCACAAUCCAAACAGCACACGAGAUGACCACAGGGAAUAAAAACACAGGCCACGUCCUCAUCAACACACACUUUACAAAUGAUCUGUUCCCUCAGCUUAUUGUUAGCUUCUCUCAGUAUUUCUGUGCAAGAAUCUUUAUUCACAAAAAGAAAGUAAACUAUGGACGUUUCAAAAUAUUUCCUGAUGUUAAUUCAAACAGCUUUUUUACUUUCAAAACUGAUAAAUGGAAACAUUAAUAAGACCCUAUAAUCUUUAAAGUAAUAUUAAAUAUUACAUUUUCUUUCAUGUUUUACUAACCUUUAAGCAUUUUCAGCUUCUAGAAUGUACCAAAGAGUUCUUUCAAUGAUAUGCGAUCGAUAGUAAUCUAAAUAUAGACGGGGGACUUGUAUAUUUUAUAACGGGAAACCAAGUGGACGAAACCUGCAAAAGGAGUUCGAACAGAAUAUCUGAGUAGAUUCGGACACAAAAUGACCACCCAGCAGCAGCCAAAUUCCCCAUGCAGGUUCCCGGAGUAUGCGGACAAGAAUAGGAGACUGGCCUCUUUCUGGAACUGGCCAACGACGGCAAUCCAAACCCCGGAACAAUUAGCCUCGGCAGGAUUUUUCUAUACAGGUUCUUCAGAUUUGGUACAGUGUUUUUAUUGUGGGAUUGGACUUUGUGCGUGGGACUCCGAUGAUGAUCCGUGGGAGGAACAUGCCCGCUCCGCCCCCGGAUGUCUAUACAUAAUAGACGAAGUUGGUCAGGAUUUUAUCAACGGCGUCCUAAGGAAAUUUCACAGGCAGAAAAACACUGUAUCCACCAAAGAAGACAAUCAGAAUACAUCACAAUCCAUUACUGAUACUGUAACAGUUACAGGGAAUACUAACCCCCUUCAGACCGAGGCAGCGCAAUCAGUGCUUGAGGAGGGUUACCUUCCGAGGGUGGUGAAGAUGGCCGUGGAUAAAAUCCUUCACUCAAAAGGUUGGAGUGAACUUACACACUCAGCCCUGGUUGCCCAGAUAAUCGCCAUGCAAGAAUCUGGGGAAAUUGACAAGGAUAAGUGCAUGAAGCCAAAAACCUUAGCCGAAGGAUUGAGGAAGAAGUUGAAAAACCAAGUACCAGAUGACAUCCCUGCCCUCAAGAAGUAUGUUGAGGAGAAGAAACGCUUACUGUAUUGCUGUGUCUGCAAAUUGCUGCCCUGCUCAUUUAUAAUGGUCUCGUGUGGACACAUGGCCUGCAGCCAGUGUUCUCAAUUCCACAGUGCCACCUGUCCUGUAUGUUACAAAGAUAUCACGCGGUAUUAUUCCAUCGUGUUCUAAAGUUCUCAGAUAUUGCAACUUUUUAUGCAUUUUACAGCGGUAAUUUUAUUUUUAUUGUUUUUUUUUUAUGUAUACACACUGUUAAAAGAUUUUGUUUUUUAUACAUAUAUUUAUUUUAUACAAAAUAAAAUUUUGUAUGCCGUUUU
Molecule: messenger RNA, 3292 nt
Organism: Ostrea edulis (European flat oyster)
Lineage: Eukaryota; Metazoa; Mollusca; Bivalvia; Ostreida; Ostreidae
Product: E3 ubiquitin-protein ligase XIAP-like
Exons: 7
Coding region: 2316-3146 (276 amino acids)
Biological process (GO): regulation of cell cycle; negative regulation of apoptotic process
Cellular component (GO): spindle microtubule; nucleus; cytoplasm
Molecular function (GO): cysteine-type endopeptidase inhibitor activity involved in apoptotic process
Source: RefSeq, a predicted model, not a curated record